AUGAAGUUUGUUAUAUUUUUAAUGAUAUUUUCGAUUUCGUGCCAUUCAAUAAAAGGCACAAAAGAUGAAAAAUCGAUUAGUAAAGUUUUGAGAAGUUUAAUGCAAACUCCACAAACUCAAAAAAAUCGUGAAACACUUACGAAGAAUUUAAGACAUUCAGUUGCAAUGGGAGUUGCUUUGGGAGCAUUGAGAGUUGAAGAACGAAUGGAAAGUAAUAUAAUUAAACUGUUUGAUAAUUUCGUGAAAACUGUCAGAAGAUCUGAUCUGGAAAAAGCUGCAAUGCAAUAUAAAAAUAUUUUAAACACAAUUAGUAAUGACAGAGUGCGACUUUCUAUGCUUAGAAGUAUAAGCAAUAUUGCAAGCCUAUCGAAAGGCUCUAAUGCAAUCAAAGACUCAAUUAAUAUUGCUUCGAAAAUUGGAAAACUUAAGAAGGAAAAUCCUGUUCAAGAAUUGAAGACUUUUGAAGUAUCAGAUAUGGAAAAGAAGUUACAAUCUGAUGUUCAAGAACAUUUAAAACUUAUUCGAGAAACAACACGCAAAUCAGUAACAGAUCUAAUGAAGAAUCUAAACUUAAAAACAAAAUUAAAAUUGCCUGACUUGCCUGCAGCUGCUUCAUCAAAUCACUUUGAACGAGAAAAUCUUUUAAAUUAUUUUAUGAAAGGAAAGUUAGGACAAAUGUUCAAAAGUCAAAAGCAACAAGUCGAUGAUUCAGGUGAAGAAUUCACUGACAAAGAAAACCAAGAAGAAGGAGACGAAAAUUUUGAAGGUGCUUUAGAUGCACCUCCUGCUGGCAAUGGUGGAUUCACAGCUUUAAUUGCUAGUUUAAGUGGAGGUGAUGAGGGAUCUGAUGUUGGGGCAUUGGUUGGUGUUCUUUCCGGAGCGAUUUCAAAUCUUCUUGGCCCAGAGGGUCUCGACAUUCCUUCAACCCUUGCCACAGCUUCAAGUCUUAUCACAGGACUUCUAGCAGGCGAUGAAAACUUUGGAAAAGUUUUAGCUUCAUACAUUGGAACUGUCGUUGAUGGAUCUUCCGGUGGAGGUGGUGCAGAAAGCAACGGUGAAUUUUUUGGAAAUUUUGUUGGAACUUUGUUCGCGGAACUUAGUGCAGAUCCAGAAGAAGAAGCAGGACCUCAGCCGAAGUUAUUUAUAGAUUAUUUCUUUAGAGGAAUUGAACAAUCGAAACAAAAGCGUGACACGGAAGAUAGCGAAGGAGCUGAAACUGAAGAAAACAAAGGCGGUGGUUCUGCUGGAUUUAUUUCUGAAUUAGUUUCGUCGUUUGUGGGUGGAAUUACAAAUUUGCUUUUUAAAGCGUCAAUUUCAUCGUCUGGUGGAAGUUCCCAUGGAUCAGCUGGGUUAUCUUCAGGAAGUUCAGACGGUUCUCAUAAAGGUUCGGCUCAUGCCACCGAAGCAAUAAAAACAUGA
This is a messenger RNA of Clunio marinus, 1419 nucleotides long. Lineage: Eukaryota; Metazoa; Arthropoda; Insecta; Diptera; Chironomidae. The record is from the annotation of a GenBank genome assembly.